Messenger RNA from Exaiptasia diaphana, 2408 nucleotides. Its product is annotated as pre-mRNA-splicing factor PRP46. The record is from RefSeq and is a predicted model, not a curated record. Gene Ontology annotation, molecular function: protein binding. Lineage: Eukaryota; Metazoa; Cnidaria; Anthozoa; Actiniaria; Aiptasiidae.
CAGAAGACAAAUGGCGGACAAGAAAUCGAUUGAAAUCAGAAAAUUACGUAAAAAACUUCGUCAAAUUGAGCAUUUGGAGCAGGUGGAACGUGAUUUAACUGAAGAGGAAUAUUCAAAGGUACUCACAAAGAACACGGUUCGAAAAGAACUCCAAAUACUUGUUGCAGAGCGCGAGAAAGAACAAAAAUAUGCCCAAAAGAUGGCCAAAAAUGAACAGAAUAAAAUAACUACUGAGUCAGGCAGCGACGGACAAGAAUCAAAAGAGGUCUCUGAAAGAAAUGGCGAUGAAAACACGGUCGAAAGUGACGAGAAUCGGCCGCCAUCUUCUGUAGURAACGAUUCUCACGUUACGUCUUCUUCAUCCACUGACACAACACUGUCAACGAGAAGUUCAGAAACACAAGAAAGGAAAACUCUUUCAUCACCGUCACCUUCAGCUGAAACAAAUUCAUCAUUAUCAUCACAAUCACCAUCAUCACUAUCUUCAUCUCCAUCAWCAUCAACAUCAACUGUACCCAAAACAUCGCCGUCAUCAUCCAUUGUUAAGACCACUAAAAUAACCAAUCAAAAGUCCUCCACAUCCUCUUCACAAAAGCACAAAGAAUGGGUUGAUGCCACGUUUAGUGUCCAGUGGCUUGAGGGUCAUAAUGACCUAGUGUUGGAUGUGGAUUGCGAUGACGUUGUGGCUAUCUCUGGAAGUCGUGAUACGACACUGAAAUUAUGGGAUGCCGAUACUGGUCGUGAAUUACGCAGCAUGGGAGGGCAUACGGGAAGUGUGACGUCAGUCAAGCUUAUACCUUAUAUAGACAUUACUUUGGAUGAUGAAGAGCUUUCUCUGACCAAAGCCUUCAACCACAUGGCUAUAACUGGAUCUAAAGACUGUUCAAUUAGACUCUGGUCGCUAGGUGACGGGCAAAUGCGUCGAUCCAUCUACGCGUAUUCCUCUAUAGAAUGUCUUGAUUACAACAAGAAGAACAUUGCCUCUGGUUCAGUUUCAAGACGAUGGUCGUGUGGUCAGCGGCUCAACAACAGGAGUCGUCAAAGUCUGGGACAUCCGGGACUCGUCCUURAGUCCRAUUUUUGACUCGACAAAAUCCGACUUGGUUUACAAAAAGAGACAAAUACGAUCGUUAACAGCUAAAGGAGACAAUAUAUACUGGGGAGACGAUGGGGCGAAUAUUAAGGUCCUAGAGCUGGCCUCAGGAAAACUUCGUAAAAUUCGUAACCAUGAGAAUGAUUUUGGAUCGACUAAUGCCAUGACAACCACUGGAUCUUGUUUGAUAAGCGCAGGAUAUGAUAUUGAUAAAGGAAAUGGAUAUAUGAAUGUUCGCAGUUUACCAGAUGAAGGAUACCUUGCCACUAUCAACGAUAACAAUACCGGUUGUAUAACCUGUUUAUCCUGUUCUCAAGUCAAGAGAGAAGGUCAGACGUUCAACAGGAUAUGUACGGGCGGGUCAGACUUGAAACUCUGGAAUCAGAUCUCGUCCAAAGCCAAGAAAAGAACACGGUCUGAGUCCGAUGAUGGUUUUGUGACUACAAAGCAUAUUCGACGAUACAGUCAGUGUGACUUGAGUGAUACAGAAAUCAGUGAAGACGAAGAUGAUGAUGAUGAAUAUAAUAACUAUGAUGAUGCUGCUGAUGAUGACGAGGAUAMCGCUGACACUGCUAAAGGAUCAUGGUGUACAAUAAGCUGAAAGAUUCGCGGGCUCGAAUAACAGCAGCAGGUCAUCGAUAACUAUAAUAGUUUCCUAUGUGAUACUGAUGAAUACUUAUCAUCAAAAUUCAAUCCUCAAGAGGAAAUAUUUUUAAUUUUUUGAGGUAUUUUCCUGCAUCUAACGUCGCCCAAAAUCACUUUUUACUGUGCACARUAUUACUAGAUUUUCUUACAAGAUUCCUUUUAUCACUAUGAAAGGUCCUUAAUACCAAAACUUUUGAUAGUUUAAUUUAUUUUCAAGGAAGUCUUUUUUUCUUAUAUAAGACUAACAUCUUUGAGAGUUGUUUAAAUAGAUUCAAAUUGCUUCUUUCGAAAAAAUUAUAUCAAACUCUWAUGAAACACAACAUUUUUAUUGCCAACGUAGAAAUAWACAAUUUAUACAAGUGUUUUCCUGCUGUUUGAGCUUAAAAACACAAAAAUACUAAACAKUGAUGAUUUUGGAGUUAAAAUAUAUGGACUAUUAGAUCAUGAAAUUAUAAGAACUACUUGUCUUUUGAUCAUUUUUAAUAGUAGACUACAGUCCAUGCAUUUUCACCAGAAAUCGAUGAUUUUCGACUGUUUGAUGGGCUAUGAAGUACAUUUUGCCCAAAAUUGAUAAUUUGAGACUUGAAUUGAAAAAUAAAURUACAAACUUGAUAUAUUGAUACAAUUGGUCCAAUAACACAAAUGUGAGCCAAUCAGAGCUCAUCACUAA